This is a messenger RNA of Diachasma alloeum, 684 nucleotides long. Its product is annotated as probable salivary secreted peptide. The transcript has a single exon. Bases 73 to 477 code for a protein of 134 amino acids. The record is from RefSeq and is a predicted model, not a curated record. NCBI's taxonomy places the organism in Eukaryota, Metazoa, Arthropoda, Insecta, Hymenoptera, Braconidae.
GUCAACACUGGAUAUCACACUUUUUACAAUCAGUUCUCCGCUACAAUCACGUGUGGUGGAUCAAUCAUCAAGAUGAACUCAAAAUGGGCCUUCGCCUUUUUCCUUGUUGCUGUUGUCUUUGUAACGUAUGCACCAUCGGAAGCAUACGUUUACAGGACACCCUCCAGCUACACGGCAGGUCAAAAGAAGAGCCAUGAUAUGAUCGCUGGCAGCAGACUCCCAGGAGAUCGCCUGGUGCAUCGGGAAUACAUCGUCAGGUCAUCAUCUCCGGGAGAGAUCACUAUUCAGAGGAUCUUCAGCGCUCCGAGGUUCGAGAAGAUCACUCAGGUUCGUGCUCUGGAUCAAACCAACAAUGGAACUGGAGGCUAUGCUAAUAUCGUCAGAGGUGGACCAGGUCUGGGUAAUGUCACCAUCAAUUUUACAAGCCAGAGGAACUAUGGCCUCAGAUUCCUCAUUCAAAUUUACUCCAGACGUUGAAUUGUAAUUCAACAAAAUUGAAUUGUACAAAUUGAAUUGAAUUGUUAUUGUAUAAUUGUUGAAUUGAAUUGAAUUGUCAUUCAAAGGUGAUGUGGAAUUAUUCCAUCUCUUUUUUCUUAUCGCAUGUUACAUGAGUUGUAAAAUCACAAGUCAAUAUUUUCCACUUGUUUCUCCAUCAUCUUGAAUAAAGCGGACAUUGAUAGUGAA